UGCAUGCGAGAGUGUACAGGUUUGCUGUGCGUACAGCCAGUGCGUAUGAGUUUGGGUUUCCUAAGGAAAGACAGAGAAGUGCGGCUGUGGUAAAAUUCCCAUCCGGCGGUCCACAUGAGCGUAUCGAAACCUCCUCCGCCCCACUCCCACUUCGCCCCCCCACCCGACUCUUCCACCUCCUCCCAUCUCUCCAUCCCUCCUUCCUCCUCCACCCCAUCCUCCCCCGCACCUUCUCGUGCCACCUCCUCUGCUCCCAGAUCUCUCCCGCCGCCCUCUCCUGUCAAGAUCUCCAUGCAGGAGCACUUUGCUAUCAACGUGUGUCCCGGCCCCAUCAUGCCUAUCCCGCAGAUCUCUGACUUCUUCCCGCGCUUCCACGACUUUCCCAUGACCCCGCCCCCGCCCCGGGAGAAGAAGAUCCUGAAGGAACCAGAUUUCGGAUUGAACAAUGGAGGGGAGACGGACGGUGAGAAUAAGGAGAAAGAGAGGAAACCCACCGAGGGACCGGGGGAGAGGCAAGAAGGGGCGGAUUCGGACGACGAUGAUGAAACUUAUUUGGGCACCCUGGAGUUCACCCUGCUCUUUGAUCACGAGAACAACUGUCUACACUGUACAAUCCACAAGGCCAAGGGACUAAAGGCCAUGGACUCCAACGGACUGGCCGAUCCAUACGUCAAGCUCCACCUCCUGCCUGGAGCAAGCAAGGCGAACAAGCUCCGCACCAAAACACUGAAGAACACUCUGAACCCGGUGUGGAGCGAGACGCUGAUGUACCACGGUAUCACCGCUAUCGACAUGACCACCAAAACCCUCAGGCUGUGUGUGUGCGACAUGGACAGGCUCGGUCGUAACGAGUUUAUCGGAGAGGUCCGUGUCGCCUUGAAGAAACUGAGCAAGGGCGAGAGCAAAAGAUUCAAAAUGGGUCUGGAGAGAAUCACACAGAACAAAGACAUCAACAAAGAAACCGUGGAGCAAGGAACACCUGUGGCUGAGGAAGAGCGUGGUCGUAUCCUGGUGUCGCUGUGCUACAGUCCAGAAAAGAGCUGUCUACUGGUUGGCAUCGUACGCUGUGCCCACCUCGCUGCUAUGGACUCCAAUGGGUACUCUGACCCCUUCGUCAAGAUUGUGCUGCAGCCUGAUAUGGGGAAAAAGUCCAAGUACAAAACCACAGUGAAGAAGAAAACGCUCAAUCCUGAGUUUAAUGAGGAGUUUGUGUAUGAAGUUCCGCACGACCAGCUGGCGAAGAAAACCCUGGAGAUCUCCGUAUGGGACUACGAUCUGGGGAUGAGCAAUGACUUCAUAGGCGGAGUUGAACUGGGCAUAAAUGCCAAGGGAGUGAGGCUGAAACAUUGGUUUGAGUGUCUCAAACACAUCGGCAAGAAAGUUGAGUACUGGCACACGCUCACGCAGCAAGGAGCCCCUCCGGAGGCCCCCCCGCAGUGACUGACAUACACACACACUUUAUCGCAAUUAUUAAAUGAUAAUCAAUGAAUGGUGAAGAAAGGAAGAAAUAAUCAUGUAAUAAAGUAAUAAGUGAUAAAACAUGCAAUAAUGAUACGGAUAAUGAUGAUAUAAUAAUAAUAUUAAUUAUAAUACAAAAUCACAAUAGUAGGUAAUUAUCCCAAAGUAGCUUUUUUUCUAAGUAAGCACAUUUGUGAAAAUGUCCCUCAUUGAAAUGUUUAAUGUGAAGGUGCGAACAAAUUUGACCUUAGCCCUCAAUAUUGUGAAGUCACUUGCAUUUCAGUCAUUCAGAUGUACACAUUAACAGUGUAGAAUCUCUUACCUGCACUGUAACUACAAUACUGGAACAGUCUGUAAGCACCUUUGCCCAACAAGGUCUCGUUACGAAUGUUGUAGUCACCAGGUUGUUUCUACUCGGGAUGCAGUUGAAAAAUGGUGCCGAACGUCCGGUUGAGAUGACUGGCGUCUAGCAACGCUAAUGCUAACUGCUAUAACAGUUCUAGGAAGUAUGUGAAACUGCAUACUUGGCGUGUCUCUGAAAGUGGCUGCGGCGAAUAAAGUGAGUGGAUCAACAGCGAUGGGUGUAACAUCAGCUCUCUCUUAUUGGUUAGGCGGUUUUGACUGAGUGUUGUUGUUUUUAGUUUCUAACAUGCAACUACCAUAUCACAAGUGUUUGGACUUCAGUUUUAAAGCCAGAAGAUGAGCGCAAAUGGUAUUUCACUGCUACAAAUGAUUUUAUAUUUUCAGUGAAUAAAACUGACAACUUUUAAUUUUUUAUUAAAAGUACUAAUGAUGUGACUGUCACCCUGAUGCUGGCUACACUAAGUAGCUACUUCACACGCCGUUGAGGGACAAAAGUGCUUAGCAAGCGGAAGCGACAGACCCGGUAUUGUUGCCGUUCAUGCCCUCCCUAUCGAGUAGGUUGUAUCAAGGUGACAUCUAGAUGGUUAUCAAUAUUAGUUAUUUAUUGUGUAGGCUGCUAUCCCACUUGUAAUAAAAUAAUGGGAGGGCAAAAAAUUGCCACUUUAGCUACUGCUAGCGACACGGCUGCCCAGUGGGAAGCACCUCAGGUUGGCAGACACCUCGAUACAACAACAACGACACAUUAGUCAUUCGCACUGGCUUACACACUCCUCGUGCAGCCCAGUCUGCCACGCAAAACGGUCUUUAGCGCCAACAAAUCUGCCCAAUUUAAUGAUUUGCUUUCCAUAUACCCACUUGUGUUGAUCAACCCACUUCUUUCGCCAUGUCCACUUUCAGACACACUCCACAUGUGUUGUUACCCAUGACUCAGUUCGAGCAUUAACUACGCUAACAAUACCAACAGCGCUAACAAUGCUAACAGUACUAACAAUGGUACCAGUGCUAACAGUACUAACAAUGGUACCAGUACCAACAGCGCUAACAGUACUAACAGCCCUAACAAUGGUACCAGUACCAACAGUUCUAACAGUACCAACAGCGCUAACAGUACUAACAGCCCUAAUAGUGCUAACAGCGCUAAUUUAGCAUAAUAGGUGUGAAAACAGUAUUCACCAAAGUGCGUUAACAGUGUUAGCAUGUGUUUACCCUCCUCUGCAUCCCUGAUUUACUAUACAAAGUACCCAAAUGACGAGGACAAGUUGGGUAAGUCACCUGCUAUAGAUUUGUAUUAUGGUGGUUGUCGCUCUGAUGCAAACUGGCACACCAUGACGUUAAAGCACAAAAGGAUCCAUCUGACGGUCUGUCUCUGUGUACUUGUCCGAUGUCUGUAGGUGAUGACAGUGGGUGUCUGUAUCUCCCCUUAUCCUCCUGUGUGUAUGUGUCUUUGUGUGUGAGAGAGUGUUCGUGUGUGCAUACAUUUUGCAUACAAAUAUGUGCGUGCACGUGUGUUUUUGUGUGUUUGUCUGUAAGCGUGUCUCUAAAUGUCUCCAUCCAUGAACCCCAAAGCAUGGAGCUGUGAAGAAAGACUGAAAAAAAGAGACAAGACUCACUCCUACAGUACGACACUCACUCCUAUGUUCCCUGGAUGUCUCCCUGGUCUAACAAACUGAUGUCCUGUCACAUGUGCAAAAGUAUGGCUGGCAGUCAAGUGAGUCACUUUUCCUUGGUGACAGUCACACAAGAUAACCAUCCGUCUGGAUUAUUUUCUAAACCCUGCUCUGUGCCCUUUGACCUUUGACUUUGAGUGACUUGAAAGCUACACAGAGAGAUUUCUGCGGCACAGUAUCAAACAAACUAUAGCCCCUACUCUAAAGAGGGGUUAUCAGGGGUUAUCAAAUACCAACUACUGGGUGUGCAGGCUUUUGCUCCAGCUCCAGCCUAAUGCAGUCUGGACGACAAUAAGUGUCAUCGGGCGUGUUUGUGCUGGAACAAAGGCAUGCACAUCCCAGUAGCUCUCGAGGACGUAGAGAGUUUCCUCCUUCUUUUUGGGGUGCCCUUACACUAAGAUUUUAUUUAUAAAUGCCAGAAUUUCUUCAAUUUCAUUUCAUAACAUUCAAAUGUUCCAUCAUGGAGAUGAAAAAAACUAUUAGUGUGAGAAAUAUGGCAAAAACUCCAAUUGUAGCAAAAGGAAUAGGUUAAUUUGAGAUUUUAUCACUUUACUCAUCUAUUCAUGUCUAGGAGUUAGGGUUUGUUUAGGGAACUUUGAGAGAGAGACUACCCAGGCUGUUUUUAUGACAGAGAACUGCCCAUAGAGCUUAAAAGACUACCAUGGGAUGCCAGACUUGCAGGGAUGGACAGCAGAGAUUUCCCUGGAGGAAAGAGAGAUUGGCUGUGAUGAAUUAUACUCAGCAUGGCAACAAUCCCUCCCUGAAGCUCUACCACUGGACUGUGUGGACAAUCAUGGACUGUUCUGCAUGCAGGAUCAAAGGAUACUGACAAGACGUGUGUGUGUGCAUUGAGUACAUUUCUGUGUGUGAGUGUGUUCAUGCAUUGAAUCUAAACACACUCAUGGACACUUCACUCCCCCACCAUCCCUCGCAACAACAAAAAACACUGUCAUAAAGUAGACAGUGACUUCUCACCAUGGAUUCCUUUACCAGAGACAGACCUCGAGGGGUUAACCACAUUAAGGACAGAGGCCCAACCCUGUGGCCCCUGGCUACAGUUUGGACACCUUAUAGUUCCAACGUUGGCCCACUAAAGCACACUAUUACCCUUUUCACACUACUGAGACAAACAUAGCCAAGUCAAGCCAAGCUGUAUCACACUGGCCUGGUUACUCAUCUACUGUAGUUGCUGGAAUGAAAAAAGGACAAUGUGAAAAUAAAAUAUCCUGGCCAGCACAGUAUGGUUUGGGUCGGCCCUCUAGUGUGAAUUAGACAUCUCAGUCAGUCAACAGUCUCCUGGACUUUUUCUUACUUUCUAAUCGUUGUCUGGGAUCUCUGUGUUCUUUAUUCUGUACUUGGACAAAGGUGUGAAUGAAGGCGUCAUCAUGGAUAGCAAAAAAAAAACAACAACGAUUCAGCAUGGCUAGGGGUCAAAUAUAGAGGGACUGUGACAUGGAUCAUGGAUCGUCAAAGCUAGGGACUGAACUCUGAAACGACGAGGGAGAAGUUGAGCUUGUCUAAGUCUUUCACGGUCACCAAGAACACACGUUGAUUGACCUUGAAAAAGAUGGCGGUGGAGUGGAGAGCGCGGAAUCUUCUCUAUGCACACCAUUGACGACACAGGAAGCCUCUCCACGCACAGCAACAACAGUGAAAUGAAUAAUCAAAUGAUAAACAUCUCCGAUGUCACUAUGUGAUAUGUUGUCAAAGAUGCAUUCAAGGUUUUUUAUGUAUGUAAUACUGCAUAUGUAUACAACGGUUGGGUCUAAUCCUGAAAGAUGAUUGGUUAAAACCGCAUUCCGGCCGGUGUCUAUUCCACAAGUUACUUCGUAUGUAUGUACUUCCCUCUCAUAUUCCUCAUCAUGGGAAGCCAGGCUUGAAGUUCUGAUGUAACAACGGGAGAUGUUUCUUCUCUUGUUCAGGUGAUCUGGUGGUUUAUUUUCACUCAGAUUCUCUCUAUCUCUGCCUUUUAUUUUGAUAUGUUGUCGGUCUAGCGAACUUGACUUUGUUCAUCAUGUGACAACAAAAAAAACGUAUGCAUCUUAACAUUUUAAUAAAGAAAUGCAUGUGUAACAAUUGUCAUAUAUAUGCAUAUGUAACUAACAUUGUAACUAACAUUGAGCAAUGCCAAUUUCUUUCUGGUUGAUAUCUUUGACAUGGUAUCAUCAAUCAAAUCUGUUACAGCUAUCAUCGCUGCUGUGUACUCGUUGGUUUGUAAUUUACUGUUUGUAAGAAAAAAAUAAGGGAUUAUUCAGGGUAACUUGCUCAAUUUGAUGCUUUUCUCGGUUCUGCCGUUGCUUUAAAACCUUUAUCGUCAUAGAUAUUGACAUUGUCUUCCUUUAAUGACAUUAAUGGAAUUGGGAGACAGGGUGGAGGGGGAGGACUAUUGUUACAGCAUCCCUGUGUACUCACGGACAUCCUGUACUGUCUAUCUCUAUGUGGAACAUACGGUGUGAUUGCCAUUCUGUGGUGACUUUGUGGAACUACUUCUCAAAAUAAACUGAACCCGUUUGAGUGGC
Oncorhynchus tshawytscha (Chinook salmon) is the source of this 6007-nucleotide messenger RNA. Its product is annotated as double C2-like domain-containing protein beta. The record is from RefSeq and is a predicted model, not a curated record. Gene Ontology annotation, cellular component: membrane. Lineage: Eukaryota; Metazoa; Chordata; Actinopteri; Salmoniformes; Salmonidae.